Messenger RNA from Quercus robur (English oak), 5307 nucleotides. RefSeq lists its product as uncharacterized. Gene Ontology annotation, molecular function: RNA-DNA hybrid ribonuclease activity; nucleic acid binding. The transcript has 2 exons. Bases 1 to 5307 code for a protein of 1768 amino acids. Lineage: Eukaryota; Viridiplantae; Streptophyta; Magnoliopsida; Fagales; Fagaceae. The record is from RefSeq and is a predicted model, not a curated record.
AUGGCUGAAGAGGUGAUUCACGGAAUGAGGAACAUGAAACUAACCAUGGAAGAAGAAGAAGUUAUACCAGUCUCUGAUGAAGGACGAAAGGAAGAGAUUGAGAGCUGCAAUCAAAGUUUAGUGGGGAAAUUCCUGACUUGUAAACCAUUCAAUAAAAGAGCGGCUUUGUUCACCCUGAAAAAAGCGUGGGGGCUGGAAGAUGGAGUACAGAUAGUUGAGGUGGGGGCCAAUCUUUUUCAGUUCAAGUUCAGGACGGAAUUCGAUAUGGAAAGAGUUCUUCGAGGAGGGCCGUGGUCCUUUGACAACCAAGCUUUGAUGCUAAGGCGUUGGCAGAAGGGUAUGACGGCAGCGAACGUGAAGUUUGAGACAGCGUCACUAUGGGUCCAGAUUUGGGGGGCUCCCUUUGACAUGAUAUCUCCAAAGGUGGCCGAGGAGAUUGGAGGUAGACUGGGUACAGUGGAAGCAGUGGAAAAAAGAUCAACAAAAGAAGUACAGAGUCUGUUCAUGAGGGUUAAGGUAGCAAUUCCUAUCUCUAAGCCGAUUAGAAGAGGAGGCUAUGUUGCGGGUUCGGAUGGAGAGCGAAGUUGGGUAAACUUUAAGUACGAACGUCUGCCAAUCUUCUGCCAUUAUUGUGGAUUACUGGGACACGAUAUUAAGCAUUGUGCAGGCCACUAUGCAGCAUCCAAAAGGAACAGAGAGGUGUGCUAUCAGUACGGGGAGUGGUUACGUGCAUCUGGCCUGCGUUCAUGGUCACCUCCAAAACAGGGCUCAGGCCGGUCUGCUUCAACUGAUGCAGAGGGGGGUGGGGUGGUCGGAAGUGAGGAGAGGGCAGAGGGUAAGCAGCUGGCGGCGGACACAGCAGUUGAACCAAACCCUAGCAGAAGUGUAACGCAUGGAAAAGGAAAUAACGUAAAUGGAGGAGUUGAUCCAGAUUCUGUGGGAUUGAGUGCAAUUAAUGUGGAGAGGGGUGAUACGGCUAAUAAUGGGGGGAUAAAUGAGGAAGUUACGGUUAAAAAAGUGUCGGAUGGUAAUAAGGGUGAGACUAACGUAAAGGAGGUGCAUGCAUUAGGUGAAGUCAACGUAAAAAAUAAUGUGGGCAGUGAGGGGUGUACCAAGCUGGACAAAGCCAAGCCUAAGUGGAUUAGAGUGCCACGUAUGGACGGCGGGGGUGAUGGAUCACCCUUGCCGUUCACAAUGAAAAUAUUAAGUUGGAACUGCCAAGGGCUUGGGAACCCUUGGACAGUUCGUAGUCUUCGCAAAAUGGUGAAGGAUCAAGCUCCCACGAUUUGUUUUCUGAUGGAAACAAGAUUGGACAGGAAUGGUUUCAAGAAACGGUGUAAGAAUUUGCCUUUUCCGAAUCAGUUCAUAGUAAAGAAACCUGAUUCUGGGGGAGGUCUGGCAUUACUUUGGAAAGAAGAGGUGGUACUUGAUGUAGUUAAUUUCACGGAAAACCAUGUACUAGCGAAGGUGAUAGAGGAAGAUGGGUUCGUUUGGUAUUUGACUGGUUUCUAUGGGUGGCCGGAAUCAACUCAGAAGUUUAAAUCUUGGGCUUUGCUAACCCAUUUGUUGUCUUUUGUAGAUGGUCCUUGGAUGUGCAUAGGAGACUUUAACGCAAUCUUGCAUUCUUCAGAGAAACUAAGUAGAAGGCCACCAAUAUACAAGCAAAUGGAGGAGUUUAGGGAGGCGUUGGAGCGAUGCCAAUUACACGACUUGGGGUUUCAUGGGUACCCCUACACAUGGAACAACAAAAGGCCGGGGGCUGCCAACACUAGGCAGCGUCUUGACCGGGCUGUGGCUAUGGAAAGUUGGAGAGCAAAGUUUCCAGCAAGCUCUCUAACACAUCUAUUCUCUCAUGCCUCUGACCAUGUACCUAUAAUUCUACACAUUAAGAAAGCUAAUAAGAUGUGUCCAAGAUUCUCAAGAAGUUUUAAAUUCGAGGAGGCGUGGCUUUUAUGGGAGGAUUGUGAGCAAGUGAUCCAAGAUGCAUGGAAUAAGGAAGCAAGGGCAGAUUCGGGUUUGGCAAGAAUAAAGGAGAAAAUAGUAACAUGUGGUGGGGAUUUGCAUGCUUGGGGUUCUUCUAGAACUCACCCGGACGUGGACAAAAUAAAAAGACUCCAAGCUAAGGUGGAGGCACUUGGGAAGGGAGAGUUGACUGAAGAUAGCAAAAUGGCUCUUUUGGAAGCAAGCAAAGAGCUGGAUGAUCUCUUGUUAAAACAAGAAAUCUAUUGGGCGCAACGUUCAAGAAUUUCUUGGUUGAAACAUGGAGAUAAGAAUACAAAGUUUUUUCAUUCUAAAGCAUCACAGAGAAAGAGAAGGAACUUUAUUGAGGGGAUUAGGGACCACGCAAACAACUGGGUGACGGAGAAUGAUGAGAUUGCAGAAGUAGCGGUGAACUAUUUUGAGAACAUUUUCAAAGCAGGUGACUGUGACCGGAUGGAGGAAUGUCUUGAGGCUAUUCAUCACAGAAUUACUCCUGAGAUGCAAUAUAUCUUGUCCAGUGACUUUAGUCCGGAGGAAAUAAAAGCAGCGGUGUUCCAAAUGGGACCAACAAAGGCUCCUGGACCAGACGGUAUGAAUGCUUUAUUUUAUCAAAAAUUCUGGCAUGUGGUUGGUGAUGAUGUGAUUAAUGCGGUGUUAGAUUUUCUAAAUAAUGGGGUUAUGUCACCUGAUGUUAAUGUUACUCAAAUUGUCCUCAUCCCAAAAAUCAAAUCCCCGGAAAAAAUGCCAGAUUUUAGACCAAUCAGCUUGUGUAAUGUUAUUUACAAAACAAUUUCAAAGGUUUUGGCAAACAGGCUGAAGCAAAUACUCCCCCAAUUGAUUUCUCCUACUCAAAGUGCCUUUGUACCCGGGCGACUUAUUACAGAUAAUAUUUUAGUUGCCUAUGAACAAUUACAUGCCAUGCAUUCCCGUAAAAAAGGAAAAACUGGUUCUUUUGCUUUGAAGCUGGAUGUUAGUAAAGCGUAUGAUAGGGUGGAGUGGGCCUUUCUAAAAGGGAUUAUGACAAAGUUGGGUUUUUCCAGGUUUUGGAUUGACCGGGUAAUAUGUUGUAUCUCCACGCCUUCUUUCUCUGUUUGUAUUAAUGGUAAAUCUUAUGGAAAUAUUAAACCCUCUAGGGGGCUCCGUCAAGGAGACCCGUUGUCCCCUUAUUUGUUUCUUCUAUGUGCUGAAGGGUUUACUUCUUUACUGACAAAUGCUGAAUUGGAAGAUAGGCUUCAUGAUGUUAAAAUUUGCAGGAGAGCUCCUAGUAUUUCUCACCUUCUCUUUGCAGAUGACUCAUUGCUUUUUGGCCGUACUACUAGAGAAGAAGUUAGAGUGAUUAUGGAGGUAUUGAAGCUGUAUGAAUCGGCAUCUGGACAAUGCAUCAACCUCGAAAAAUCAUCGGUGUAUUUCAGUAGCAAUACAGAGGCAAGGCAAAGGGAUUGGAUUAAAAGCACAUUGGGGGUUAAGGAGGUGGAUAGAUUCGAGUCAUAUUUGGGUCUACCUACAUUAGUUGGGCGCUCAAAGUACCAAACUUUUUCCUUCCUCACGGAUAGAGUUUGGAAAAAAUUACAAGGUUGGAAGGGCAAAUUAUUGUCUAAAGCAGGAAAAGAAGUGCUCAUUAAAGCAGUUGCACAAUCCGUACCUACUUACACAAUGGGGGUGUUUCAAUUACCAGUGAAGUUGUGUAAUGAGCUAAAUGCCAUGUGUGCAAGAUUCUGGUGGGGACAAGUGGGCAAUGAGAGGAAAAUUCAUUGGCGGAGUUGGGAUCUGUUGUCCAAACCAAAAAAGGAGGGAGGGAUGGGCUUUAGAGAUAUCCGGAGUUUCAACCUUGCAAUGUUAGCUAAACAGGGAUGGAGGUUAAUGCAGGAUACUAAUUCAUUAAUGUAUGGGUGCUUCAAGGCAAAAUACUUUCCUAGAUGUAAUUUCUUGGAAGCGGGAGUGUCUCCUAACAGUUCCUAUGUUUGGAGAAGCAUUAUGGCUGCUCAAGAAAUUUUAAGAAAAGGGAGCUGCUGGAGAGUGGGAGAUGGGUCGGCAAUUCGGGUUAAUCGGGACAAAUGGAUUCCCAAUCAUCCAACCAACAUGGUGAUUCAUCCAUCACAAGAUGAUGAGUGGGAGUGGAGGGUGGUGGAGUUGAUCGAUUGGACAACUCGGACUUGGGACAGACAAUUGGUGGAAAUGAAAUUCCAUCCUGAAGAUGCUGAAGCAAUUCUUCGAAUACCACUGAGUAGGAGAUUGGGUACAGACAAGCUGUUUUGGUUACACAAUAGGGAAGGGAAGUAUAAGGUAAAAUCCGGAUAUCACUUAGCGAAACAGCUGGAACGGGAAGCGGAAUCUCAAGAGGAGUGUUCUAAAGGGGUGGAGGUCAGUCCGGUGUGGUGCAAGUUGUGGAAACUCAAACUUCCCAACAAGAUUAAAAUUUUUGCGUGGAGGGCUUGUCAUAAUAUCCUCCCUACCAGUGAAAAUCUUGUUCGGAGGCGAGUGAUUGAUGAUAGCACUUGUGAGUUGUGUCAAAGAGAAAUGGAAUCGGUUCUACAUGUGUUAUGGGAAUGCAAUGUGGCGGUGCACGUAUGGGCAGGGAGUUUGAAGAGAAUUCAGAAGUGUGGAGGAAGGUAUGAUAGUUUUAUGCAGCUAUUGGAGAUGUUGUUUUACAGACUGCCUUUGGAGGAAGUGGAGCUGUUUGUGGUGCAAGCCUGGCUAUUGUGGACACAGCGAAACAAGGUCAAGAAUGGAGGCAUGAUUCAAGACCCGAAUCAAUUGGUGAAGCGGGCCUCUGUUUUUUUGGAGGAAUACAGAGCAUCACAGGAACACCUUGCUGUUCCGGUCGUGGUAGAGAGGAGUUCGAGAUGGGUGCCGCCUUCUGAAAACCGGUUCAAACUCAACUUUGAUGCAGCCAUUUUCCAAGAAAUCCAUGCGUCGGGCUUCGGGGCCAUAAUCCGGAACGAGAGGGGCGAAGUAAUGGCGUCUUUCUCAGCUAGAGGACCUUCCGUUGUAGACAGUGAGGAGGCUGAACUCCUUGCAUGUAGAAGAGCACUAGAGUUUGCAAUAGACACGGGGUUAACGGAUAUUGUGGUGGAAGGAGACAACUCGGUGGUCAUGAAGGAUUUACUGAGUUCGCGGACUGAGUUUUCUCGGUUGGGACAUCUGUAUGAGGACGUGAAGGGGUUGGCAGCAAGGAUGACUAAUUUGACAGUGAGCUGUGUUCAUCGCACAGCUAACUCUGUAGCGCAUUCCCUUGCCCGAUUUGCAAAGAAUAUUGAUGAUGUAAUUGUAUGGAUGGAGGACUCCCCUCCAGUGGCUAUAGAAGCUCUGUACUUUGACAGUUCUUGA